Molecule: messenger RNA, 2205 nt
Organism: Zonotrichia leucophrys gambelii
Lineage: Eukaryota; Metazoa; Chordata; Aves; Passeriformes; Passerellidae
Gene: ASCL1
Product: achaete-scute family bHLH transcription factor 1
Exons: 2
Coding region: 387-1043 (218 amino acids)
Biological process (GO): developmental process; regulation of transcription by RNA polymerase II
Molecular function (GO): protein dimerization activity; RNA polymerase II transcription regulatory region sequence-specific DNA binding; DNA-binding transcription factor activity, RNA polymerase II-specific
Source: RefSeq, a predicted model, not a curated record
CUUAUAAGAGACACAAUCCUCAGCCACUUUUUUGCAAAGGGGGCUUUGCAAAGCAGCCUGCGCACACGCGAGCGCCACGAGCCUCCCCGCGGCCGCCGCACGGAGGGCGAGAGGGAGGGGGGCGGGCAGAGCCGCCCGCCGUCCCCGCCGCCCGCCCGGCUCCGCCGUCCGCUCCCGUCGCUCGCCGCUGUCCCUUUCCCUUGCCUGUCUGUCGCCUAGCUCUUUUUCUUCUUCUUCUUCUUCUUAUUUUUUUUUUUUAAUUUUAAAUUGAACGUCGCAAGUUUUUCCUUUUUCUCGUUUUGAAUUUUUUUUCUGUGGUGCUGGUGGGGGGACGGGGACCGGCCGUCCCUCGGGCGCCCCCGCCUCGCAGGACGCCCCCCUCGCCUAUGGCCAGCGGCAGCCCCGCCAGGAUGUCCAGCGCCGCCGGGCAGCCGCCCUUCCUGCAGCCCGCCUGCUUCUUCGCCGCGGCCGUGGCCGCCGCCGCCGCCGCCGCCCCGCCGGGGCCGCCCCCGGGGGCGCCGCCGCCGCAGCUGAGCCCGGCGGGCGGGCAGCCCUCCCCGGGCGGCAAGCCCUCGGCGCCGCGGGCGGCCAAGCGGCAGCGCUCGGCCUCGCCGGAGCUGAUGCGCUGCAAGAGGAGGCUCAACUUCAGCGGCUUCGGGUACAGCCUGCCGCAGCAGCAGCCCGCCGCCGUGGCGCGGCGCAACGAGCGGGAGCGCAACCGGGUGAAGCUGGUGAACCUGGGCUUCGCCACGCUGCGGGAGCACGUCCCCAACGGCGCCGCCAACAAGAAGAUGAGCAAGGUGGAGACGCUCCGCUCCGCCGUCGAGUACAUCCGCGCCCUGCAGCAGCUGCUCGACGAGCAUGACGCCGUCAGCGCCGCCUUCCAAGCGGGCGUCCUCUCGCCCACCAUCUCGCCCAGCUACUCCCACGACAUGAACUCCAUGGCGGGCUCCCCCGUCUCCUCCUAUUCCUCCGACGAGGGCUCCUACGACCCGCUCAGCCCCGAGGAGCAGGAGCUUCUGGACUUCACCAGCUGGUUCUGAGCGCCGGCCGCCCUCCCCGGCAGGACGGUUGCAAAAGGGAAAAAAAAACAACAAACCAACAAAAACCAAAAAAAAAAAAAAACCGACACAAAACCAGAUCACACACAGAGAGACAAAAAUCCACGCAGAAAAAAGAACCUGUUGCGUUUCCCUUUCCCCUGCCGUCGGAGGGCGGUGCGGGCACGUCUCUCGGCGGGCGGGCACAGCGCUGCCCGGGGACCGGCCGGGCUCUGCAGUGCCCCGGAGUGCGGCCCGGCGGAGCGGCUGUCCGGCGGGGAGCCGCGGGAAAGGGCGCUGCGCUCCUCGGCCGGCGGAGGAGCUCUUCCUCUUCUUCCUCCUCCUCCUCCUCAGCAGAAAGGCGGCCGGCCCAUCUCCGCACCUCGCCGCCGCCGCGGCCCUUCAGAGACUGGCGUUCAUCACCUGUGGACAAAGUUAGUUUCCCGAUGUCUGUGGAGAUGCUGAAGUUAAGCUAUGCUGUACUCAAAGAAGUUCCUGGAGCCCCGUCUACCUUCCGUCUCCCCGUGCCUCUCCCUCCCCUCGAUCCAAGCUUUUCCUCUCGUUUCCAUCAUAGAAUGCUUCCAAUCUUUUUUUUUUUUUGUGAAUUUUUUUAUGAUAAGAAAAUCUAUUUGUAUCUAUCCUAACCCGUUUGGGGAUAUAUUAAGCUAUUUUUGUACAUAAGAGAGAGAGAGAUUUAUAGAGGUUUUGUACAAAUGGUUUAAAAUGUGUAUAUCUUGAUACUUUUUUUAAUAUGUAAUGCUUAUUACCUCUUCAUGUUUAGACUCGUAGUCAACGUUACCUUACAACUGCCAUUUUUGUACGUGGUUUUGUAAAGGACUUGGAUUUCCUCCAGAUGUACUUUAGCACCAAUGUGUCUUACUUUAUAGAAAUUUUGUUAAUGUAUUAAUAAUGUCAUUAAACAAUGUUCAAAGUGAACAAAGUUUAUGCAGCUAUUGUCCAAACGCAAAACGGUAGCCAUUUGUUCUCAUGUGCUGCCUUUUGGGAAAAAGAAAAAAAAAAAGAAAAACCAGACAAGCAAACAAACAACCCCCCCACCACCAACACUGCCUUUUCUUACUGUUUUAUUACAAACUGACAAAGGUCCUGUAUAACCCUAUUUUAUACAAACUAGUUUCGUAAUAAAAAUUUUUUUAAAUUAAAAUGA